AUGGCGGCGUACUACAAUGAAGUCCGCAAGCUCGAAGACAAGUUCAACGGACUAGAGAUCAACCACGUCGCAAGGCGUUCCAACAAGGCAGUUGAUGAACUGGAGCCAGGAAGGGUCGGCGAUGCGCCACCCACCCCGGACUCGGGCGCCGACCCGGAAGAGGUCGGCAACGCGCCACCUGUCCCGGACUCGGACGCCGACCCUGGAAAGGUCGGUGACUCUCCAUCUGGCCUGGACCCGGAGGCCGACCCCUCCAACCCCGAAGUCAUGGAGAUCGACGCAAACCUGGCAAUAGAGCCCAACCCCCCGCCUGACUGGAGAGCCCCGUACCUCAACUACCUCAUCCGCGAGACGCUCCCGACGAACAAGACGGAGGCAUGCAGGAUUGCACGUCGUGCCAAAUCCUUUGUCAUCAUCGACUAG
Setaria italica (foxtail millet) is the source of this 423-nucleotide messenger RNA. Its product is annotated as elongin BC and Polycomb repressive complex 2-associated protein-like. Lineage: Eukaryota; Viridiplantae; Streptophyta; Magnoliopsida; Poales; Poaceae. The record is from RefSeq and is a predicted model, not a curated record. The transcript has 2 exons. Bases 1 to 423 code for a protein of 140 amino acids.